GGGCGCGCCGUGCAGGGCGUGCGGGAGGGCCGCCUGGAGCUGCAGCAGCUGCAGGCGGAGCGCGGGGGCCUCCAGGAGCGCCGGGCUGCGCUCGAGCAGAGGCUGGAGGGUCGCUGGCAGGAGGGACUUCAUGCCACUGAGAAGUUCCAGCUGGCAGUGGAGGCGCUGGAGCAGGAGAAACAGGGUCUGCAGACCCAGAUCGCCCAGGUCCUGGAAGGCCGGCAGCAGCUGGCACACCUCAAGAUGUCCCUCAGCCUGGAGGUGGCCUCAUACAGGACCCUCCUGGAGGCUGAGAACACCCGACUGCAGAUACCUGGCAGUGGUCCCAAGACUUCCCUCAGCUUCCAGGACCCAAAGCCAGAGCUGCGUUUCCCUGGGACCCCAGAGGGCCGGCGCCUGGGACCUUUGCUCCCUAUCCUGAACCUAGCCCCCGUCACCUCACCCUUGCCUGAUACCCUUAAGACACCUAUGCCUGCCUUUUUGAAGAGCCAGGAAUUCCUCCAGGCUUGUACCCCCACCUUGGCUAGCACCCCCAUCCCACCCACACCCCAGGCUCCCCGCCCUGCUACAGAUACAGAGAUCAAAGUCCAGGAAGCCCCCCUUGCCCUCCUCCCCUCACAGGGUGGUAAGCAACAGGCUUCAGAGCCCUUGUGGACGGAAGCCAAGGUGGCCAUUCCUGCCAGCAUCCUUAGAAGGCCAGAGGAGCCUGGGGGCCAGCAGCGAGAGGCCAGUUCAGGCCAGUCCCCUGAGGAUCAGGCCUCCUCGGCCCCUCCACUCAACUCUGACCCUAAUAGUUUAGAGGCCAGAGAUGGAGAGCCCUCUGCGUCUGGUGUGUCCAACACAGCCCAGGAGGACAGUGAAGGGCAAGCCUGUGGAUUGACCGAGGAAGAGGCCAGCAUUGAGGUCAAAGCAGGGCGCAGUUUGCAGCAGGGAACAUGGCGAGAGGAGGGAUACUCGGACAGGGAGGAACUCCAGGACUCUGUGAAGUCUCUGGAGGAAGAGCUCCAAGAGCCACUCUUGUCUGCGGACAAACAGAGCAGGGAGACCCUGAGAGGUGUGGAAAGGGAGCGUCAGGACGGGCCGAGGGCUGGAGAAGAGGAGGACUCCGGGACACCAAGCACUCCAGAGAGAGAGGAUCGAGGGCAACUGCGAUCGUUAGAAGAAAAAAGUCUUGAGGUAGUCGGAUCUCCAGCAGAGCAGACUCUAGAACCACUUGUUCCCAGAGAGAAAGAGGAGCUACAGACAUUGGGAUCUCUAGAAACCGAGACUCAAGAGCCCCUGGGGUCUCUUAAUGAAAGCCUAGAGGCAUUCUCAUUCCCAGGAAAGGAAAACCAAGAACUAGUGAGGUCUCUGGAGGAGGAGAACGGAGAGUCCUUGCGAGCUCUGGACAAGGAUAGUCUAGAACCACCACCAUCUCAUGAAGCCGAGGAUGAGGAGGUACUGGGAAAAGCGAAUCCAGAACCACUACGGUCCCUAGAUGACGCGCAUCAGGAGGCCUGGAGAGCUCUAGAGCAAGAGAAGCCGGACGCUCUGAAGCCCCAAGGUGACGAGCAUCAGGAGGUCCUAGCAGCGACAGACCAGGAAUCGCUGGGGUUGCAAGAAGAGACCCGGGAAACAGUGAGAGCUCCUGAAAAGGAGACUCAAGAGCCACAGGGGUCUCUAGAAGCCGAGGCUCAGAAAGCAUCAACUCCUCUUGGAGCAGAGAGCCAAGAGCAAUUACUGUCUUUAAAAGCAGACCAUGUGGAGGUGGAGAAAUCUUUGGAACUAGAGAAUGUAGAAUCGCUCAAGUCUGCUGAAGAAGAUGGCUUGGGAAUAUCAAAACCUCCAGAGCUACUCUGGCCUCUAGAAGAAAAGACCCAAGGGAGGCCGCCACCGAUGCCUCUCGAGCAGGACAUUCAAGAGCCACUGGAACCCGGGCAAGAGGUUCGGGAGCCCUUGAGCCCCCUGGUAAAGGAGAAUCAAGGACCCCUGAGAUCGCUGGACUCAGAAAACGUGAAAUCUGCAGCAGAGGUGGGCAAGGAAAGCCCGCGGUAUUGGGAAGAGGAGGGGAAGCUGGAGGCUGGAGAGAACAAGGCUGCGGCCAGCGCUCUGGAAGAUGAAGGGCCCAGUGCAGAUCAGUGGUGGGAAACAGCUGCGGUGGUGAAGGGCCAGGCCCCACUAACUGGGGGUGCUGCCACAGAAAAGGAAGCCGAAGUAGUGGUUGGCCUGGGGGAGCAAGAUGGCUUGGAUGGGAAGGAGGAGGCUACAGGGCUGGCAUGGAACACAGGUGGAGGGCCCCCAGCAAUCCCUGAGCCCAACGAGCAGAAAGUCCCAGUUGAGGGAGCCGACAGGGCAAGAGGUGCAGAGGGCUUCCAGGAUCCUGAAGGGCAGCUGGAGGUGGUGGGAGCCCCCGACCUUGGAGCGCCCCCGGGGAUGCCAGAGGAGGUAGAGGGAGUGUUGGAAGAGGAGGAUGUGGUUCCAAGCGGGGACCUGGCUUCUGCCCAGGUGGCCCUGGGGUCAGACACAGCCGUAGGUGAGUCUGGGGGAGCUGCAGAGGGACAGGAACAGGAGACUGUCCAGGCUCAGGACCCAGACCCCCCAGCCAGAGAGGAAGCCAUGGAGUGGCCCCUCAGGGAUGAGGGCUUAGAAGCAGAGAAAGCUCCGGGCUUGGGAGAAUCCAGGAGGGACCUGAAGGAGGCAGAGACUCUGGAAUCAGGGCUAGCUAAACUGCCCAGGGAGAGCAGAGACCCCCAGAGGCAGGAGGACCCUGAGGGAUGGGCGGAGUCAGAGUCUGAGCGUGAUUCAGUGGAGGAAGGAUUCCCUGCUGAGACCCUGUGCCCUGAUGCCCCUCAGCCCAGGCCAGAGGAGGGGGCACCCCCAGAGCUGGAGCCCUCCAGCCCGAGGCCCACCGAGCCCUGGGCGCCUCCCUCACACCCUCAUGAUGACGUCUCAGGGGCCCAGCCCCGGACUGAGGGGAACCUGGAGGCUGGCUGGGGGCUGGGCAGUGGGGUGGAGGCCCUGGAGAAGCUGGAGGACAGGCAGGAGCAGGGUUUGGAUUCUGAGGGGGUCCCUGGGGGCCUCCAGGAGGAAGAGGAACAGAGUGGAGAAGAGAGUGAGGCCGAUGAGCUAGGGGAGACCCUCCCCGAUUCUACUCCCCUGGUCCUCUUCCCGGGCUCCCCAGCCACCUCCACAUGGGACCCCGCUGGAGAGGAGAGGCCCUCACCGCAGGGAGAGGCCAGACAGGAGAGCUGGGGGCCCACAGCCAGCUUGGCCUCUGAGGGUCUUGGGGCUGGACCCUCGGAAGCAGAGGAGGAAGGUGAGGAGGAGGGGCACAGCCCAGACUCUGACCUGUCGGAGGAAUUUGAGGACCUGGGGACAGAGGCCUCUCUUCUUCCCGGGGGUCCCGGGGAGGUGGCAGAACCCCUGCGACAGGUGCCCCAGCUGCUUCUGGAGCCUGCAACCUGGGAUCGGGAUGAGGAGUCUGAUGGAUUUGCUGAUGAGGAAGAGAGUGGGGAGGAGGGGGAGGACUACGAGGAAGAGGAGGGAAGAGGGGCAGGGCAAUGGGGGCCAAGGUCCUCUGUAGGCAACCUGCAGCCCCUCAGUGGCCCGCAGAGAGGGGACCUCAUGAAGUCUGAAGCUGUGGGGGUCAGUGUGCCCUGGGAUGGUGAGGGCCCAAGAGGCGUGGCGGCAGAUGCCCCCAUGCCUGCCCUGCAGCCUGAGUCCCAGGACAGCGCUGAGCCUUCCAGCACAGAGGCGCCUGUAGACUCCGAUUCAGCUUCCCUGCAGAGGGAGGAUGCAGGCUCUGGCACCUUGGAGACUCCCGGUGGGCUGGAGGGCACAGGCCACCAGGAAACAGGGGAAAUCCUUGGGGUCAAUGGCCAAGGUCCCAGCUGGGGAGAGCACAUGAAUGGGGGGCUGGAGCAGUCUGAGGGAGGAGGGCCAGGGAAGCUGGGGGCCCCUGAGGGAGGCAAAGGGAACCCCUCUGAGGUGGAGGAGGGGGACCCUCUGGAAGCCCCCUGGGCAGGGAUUCCUCUUCGCUUGGGCCAGGGCCAGUUCCUGAAGUUCACCCAGCGGGAAGAGGAUGGAGAUUCCUGGUCCUCCGGGGAAGACUAGAAACAGACCCCACACAUACACCCCUCCCCCACUCAGGGGUCCUGCUCUAGAACUUCCUACCUUUGGUUUCUGUCCCAGAGCCCUGGCCCUCAGGCAAGUUGGAUGGGGUGUGGCAAAGGGGUCUUUCCAAGGGAUCCGGCUCCAGGUACCAAAACCCGACCCUCAGACCCUCCAUGGGGGGGGGAGUGGGGGCCAUCGUGCCUGCACUGCCCCCAUCCUGGGAGGCUUAAGCCAGCUGAGGCCCCUCUGUAGCCCUGGCCUGUCCAUUGACCAGCUGAAAGAAACAAGAGGUCUCGUGGUUCCAUGGAGGGGAUGGGGGGGCUCUGGUGGUCUCACCAGCCCUGCCCCUACCCCCCACUGCAGCAGUCCUUAGCUCUGGGCCUAAGGGGGCGCUCUCUUACCUGUACUACUCCCCACUCCACCCCCGCCAUGUGGCCCUGCGGCCCUGCGUGGUUCCUCUCUGCAAGAAUAAAAUAAAGCGAUACCACUUCCUUCA
Echinops telfairi (small Madagascar hedgehog) is the source of this 4588-nucleotide messenger RNA. It is a transcript of the gene NES, whose product is annotated as nestin. Gene Ontology annotation, cellular component: intermediate filament. NCBI's taxonomy places the organism in Eukaryota, Metazoa, Chordata, Mammalia, Afrosoricida, Tenrecidae. The transcript has 4 exons. Gene Ontology annotation, biological process: positive regulation of intermediate filament depolymerization. The annotation marks the transcript as partial. Gene Ontology annotation, molecular function: intermediate filament binding; CCR5 chemokine receptor binding. The record is from RefSeq and is a predicted model, not a curated record.